AAAAAUAAAAAAUAAAAAUAACUAAAAUGGCAGGAAAAUUUGUUAAUUACGUUGUAUUCCCAGUAACCACACUUGCUUUAGUAAGCACAAUCAUCCGAAGCCAAGCAAAACCCUCCAAGGCUCAUUCUAAUAUCAUGAAACAAGAAGGUUCCAGCGGUCAAGGAUAUAAAAAAUGGCAAAAGAUGAAUGAUGGUCUUGGUGUCAAUGACGUCGGAAGAAGCUGUGGAGGUGUUUAAUUUUUCACAAACACAUAACCACACACUGUUUCCCAUUCCCCCUACCUUUCCCCUACCUCUCUCUCAAAGUAUAUGAUUCCUUUCCUCUCCUCCUUCUCCUUGUACAUAAUCAAUAAAAAAAAAACUCUAUUUUAAACUAUUUUCAUUUAU
Messenger RNA from Mucor mucedo, 386 nucleotides. RefSeq lists its product as uncharacterized. The transcript has a single exon. NCBI's taxonomy places the organism in Eukaryota, Fungi, Mucoromycota, Mucoromycetes, Mucorales, Mucoraceae. The coding region runs from base 27 to 236 and encodes 69 amino acids. The record is from RefSeq and is a predicted model, not a curated record.